Molecule: messenger RNA, 1755 nt
Organism: Musca vetustissima
Lineage: Eukaryota; Metazoa; Arthropoda; Insecta; Diptera; Muscidae
Product: organic cation transporter-like protein
Exons: 1
Coding region: 1-1755 (584 amino acids)
Biological process (GO): transmembrane transport
Cellular component (GO): membrane
Molecular function (GO): transmembrane transporter activity
Source: RefSeq, a predicted model, not a curated record
AUGGGUUACGAUGAGGUAAUUACACAUCAAGGCGAUUUUGGCAGAUAUCAAAAAAUCAUCUAUUUCCUACUUUGCCUAACAUCGAUAACGUGUGCCUUCCACAAAUUAGCCGGUGUUUUCCUAUUAGCAAAACCGGAUUUCCGUUGUGUGCUCCCAUUCGAGAAUAGCUCACAUGUCGAAUACAAUGAUUUACCAGAGGAAUUAUGGCCAUUGGUGUAUCCCAAAGAUUUACUGGGUGUGAAAUAUGAAACAUGUUCGUACUACGACAUCAACUACACCCCGGAAUAUCUCAAUGGCAGUCAACCCUAUGCUGCUAAUGGCACCACAACCUGCUCACAUUAUGUAUACGACAAGACGAAAUAUCUGAACAGUGCUGUUACCGAAUGGGACAUGGUGUGUACUCGUAAUUUUCUGCGUGCAACUAGUGAUGCUCUGUUCAUGUUGGGUGUUUUGGUGGGCAGUAUCGUCUUUGGCCAGCUGUCCGAUAAAUAUGGACGCAAGCCAAUAUUUUUCGCCUCCCUUGUCAUACAGGUGGUGUUUGGUGUCUUGGCUGGUGUGGCACCGGAAUAUCUAACAUACACCACAUCACGUUUUAUAAUAGGUGCCACCACCUCGGGUGUGUUCCUGGUGGCCUAUGUCAUUGGCAUGGAAAUGGUGGGUCCCAGUAUGCGUCUCUUUGCCGGCAUCUUCAUUAUGAUGUUCUUCUCGUUCGGUUUUAUGUUGACAGCGGCAUUUGUCUAUUUCGUCCAUGAUUGGCGUUGGCUACAAAUUGCCCUCACCCUACCCGGAUUGCUCUUUAUGUGUUACUAUUGGAUUAUACCCGAAUCGGCCAGAUGGCUGUUGUCAAAAAAUCGCAAAGAAGCCGCCAUUGCCAACAUCCAAAAGGCAGCCCGUUUCAAUAAGGUGGACAUGUCGGUGGAUUUGAUCAAUCAAUUGUUGGAUGAUAACACCAGCGAAGAAAAGAAACCUGAACCACCAACCAAGGCAGAUGAUGCAGACGUUCCACCCCAACCAAGUGUUUGGGAUCUACUUCGUUAUCCGAAUUUACGCCGAAAGACAUUGCUGAUAUUUUUCGAUUGGUUUGUUAACAGCGGCACCUAUUAUGGGCUCUCUUGGAACACCAAUGAUUUGGGUUCAAAUGCCCUGUUGAAUUUUGUCAUCUCUGGAGCUGUGGAAAUUCCCGCCUAUACUUUCCUACUUUUCACCCUCAACAGAUGGGGUCGUCGCACAAUUCUUUGUGGUUGUAUGUUGGUGGCCGGUAUAGGUCUUCUGGCGACCAUUGCCAUACCCUCCAACAUGAAUUGGAUGUUAAUCACCUGUGCCAUGAUAGGUAAAUUGGCCAUAACAGCUUCCUAUGGCACCAUAUACAUUUUCUCCGCCGAACAAUUCCCCACCGUGGUGAGAAAUGUGGGCUUAGGAGCUGCCUCUAUGGUUGCGCGUAUUGGUGGUAUUUUGGCGCCAUUCUUUAAUAUGUUGGGGGAGAUUUGGAAACCUUUACCUCUUCUAAUAUUUGGGGCAAUGGCCUUUAUUGGUGGUCUACUCUCCCUGCUGCUGCCGGAAACCCACAACAAACCAACGCUGGAGACAAUAGCCGAUGGCGAAGAAUUUGGCAAGGCGUCAAAAGCUCAGCAGUAUAUGCUGGAGGAGGGUAAGGAAAUGAAAAAUUUCGAAAAGGCCGAAACAUUGCCGCUCACCACGGUUGCCUCCAUUGCCAAAGAGGCGGAGGCGGCCAAGGCGGAUCAAAAUAAAUAUUAG